ACUCGGAAAGUGGACACAUUUUUUCCUCUUGCUCUACGAGACCUCACCAUUUCCUCAAGUUCUUUUCAGCCAAACAAGAAAUCAGUUCCAGAUCCACCUCUAGCCUACCAUGUCUGAACCAGGUUCUGGUUGUGGUGUUCCAGCCCAGAGAAGCUCACAGCCUGGUCCAGAGAUGCUGUCAGUGAUGCUGGAUAACUGCAGUCAAACAGUGGAAUUCAAUGUGAUUGUCAAGGAGGAGGGCGAGGAGAGAGAAAUCAAUGAGGGGGAGGAGGAAGAGAGAGAGGAGGACAGGAACUCUGUUGACUCAGGAGAGGGCCCCAACCCAGGCCCAGACAACGAGCACAGUUCCACAGCAUCAAGACUACCUUUGCGUGGGAGUUACCCAUGCCCUCAAUGUGAGAAGAGUUUCAGUUCCUCAACUAACCUAAAGAAUCAUCAAAGAGUACACACUGGAGAGAAACCUUUCGACUGCUCAACAUGUGGGAAGAGUUUCAGUGAGAAAGUAAACCUUAAGAGACAUGAGAGAGUGCAUAGUGGAGAAAAGCCUUACCACUGUACCACAUGUGGGAAGAACUUCAAUCAUUCAGGAAGCCUUAAGCAACAUCUGCGAAUACAUACAGGGGAGAAACCUUACCACUGCUCUCUUUGCGGGAAGAGUUUCAGUCGGGCAGGAGACCUGAAGACUCACCAGAGAUCCCACAGUGAAGAGAAGCCUUACCACUGCUCUCUUUGUGGGAAGAGUUUCAAUCAGCCAGGAAACCUAAAAAGUCAUCAGCGAAUACACAUUGGAGAGAAGCCUGCCUGUGCUUUAAAUUUGAUUGUCAAAGAGGAGGAGGAUGAGAAGGAAAUCGAUGAGAAGGAAAAGAGAGAUGUUGAGGAAGAAACUAGCCGUGUAAUUGACCUCGGUACAUCAAGACUUCCUGGUCGUGGGAGUUACCCCUGUCCUCAAUGUGGAAAGAGUUUCAGUUCUUCGGGUAAUCUAAAAAAUCAUGAGAGAGUACAUACUGGAGAGAAACCGUUCCACUGUGCCACAUGUGGGAAGAGUUUCAGUGAAAAAGUCAACCUCACGAGACACGAGAGGGUACAUAGUGGAGAGAAGCCUUACCACUGCACCCAAUGCGGGAAGAGUUUCAAUCAUUCUGGAAGCCUUAAGGAACAUCAAAGAGUACACACAGGGGAGAAGCCUUACCACUGCUCUCUUUGUUGGAAGAGUUUCAGUCAGCCAGGAAAUCUUAAGAAACACCAGAGAAUACAUACAGGGGAGAAGCCUUACCACUGCUCUCUGUGCGGAAAGAAUUUUCGUUUCGCAGGAGACCUAAAGAAUCAUCAGAGAUCACACAGUGGAGAGAAGCCUUACCAGUGCUCUCUGUGUGGGAAGGGAUUCACUCAGCUAAGAAUUCUUAAAAGUCAUCAGAGGAUACAUAUUGGAGAGACGCCUGUCUGUGCUUUCAAUGUAUUUCUCCAGGAGGAGGCGAGUGAGAGGGAAAUCAAUGUGGAGGAAAAGAGAGAUGUUGAGGAAGAGGAAGACAAUAGUGGUGUAGUUGACCCAGAUAUAUCAAGACUACUUGGCCGUGGUCGUUACCCCUGCCCUCAAUGUGAGAAGAGUUUCCGUUCCUCAAGUAAUCUAAAAAAUCAUCAAAGAGUACACACCGGAGAGAAACCUUUCCACUGCUCCCAAUGUGGGAGGUGUUUCAGUGAGAAAGUAAACCUUAAGAGACAUGAAAGAGUACAUAGUGGAGAGAAGCCUUACCACUGCACCACAUGUGGGAAGAGUUUCAAUCAUUCAGGAAGCCUUAAAGAACAUCAGAGAAUUCAUACAGGUGAGAAACCUUACCACUGCUCACUGUGCGGAAAUAAUUUCCGUUUUGCGGGAGACCUAAAGAAUCAUCAGAGAUCACACAGUGGGGAGAAGCCUUACCACUGCACUCAGUGUGGAGAGAGAUUCACUCAGCUAAGAAGUCUAAAAAGGCAUGAGAGAAUAUCCAUUGGAGCGAAGCCUGCCUGUGCUUUCAAUGUGAUUGUCCAAGAGGAGGAAGAGGAGGGAGGAGAGAGAGAAGUUGAGGGAGAGGAGAGUAACUUGAAAUAAGGGUGAAGUGAGGAAACUUAAGCUAACUCAAUAGCUAUUGAAAUUCACACCUUUCCUUGCAAUGGCAUCUUCUGUGCCAACAUGGUCAUGGACAGCACCAUUUAGGGCUAUCUUCAUCUUCUUAUACUUCUAUGAGUGUAUUGGAAGUUCACAAAUUAACUCAACUUGAAUACCACCACCACCUAAUGUGCUAGAGAGUGUAUUCAUCUGACCUUUAUUUUGACAUGGAGUCAAUACUGAGACCGAGGUCUCUUUUCCAGAUGAGGCCUGUAUAGCACCACGAUACACAUUAAACUACCAAUUCAUAUACACAUGAAUACACAAUAAACACAUGCAACUACACAUUCGUAUGCACGUUAAACUACAUGUUAUUGUACACAACAAUACACGAAAACCAAAACAAACAUAUUCGGCAACAAGGUCUCAUAACAACCGUCUGAAGGCACUAAUUCCUGCAUUGCAGAUCAUUCCACACACAAGGCGCAAGGUAACGAAAGGCUGAUCUACUUAAAUCUCUAGACACCAAAGGAGGCUGAUCUACUUAAACCUCUAGACACCAAAGGAGGCUGAUCUACUUAAAUCUCUAGACACCAAAGGAGUCUCUAAAGUUAAUAAAUCCUCUUAUGGAUUGGACCCCUUUUUUUUCCCCUCCAAUUUUCACCUAAAAUGACCCAAAUCUAACUGCCUGUAGCUCAGGACCUGAAGCAAGGAUAUGGAUAUUCUUGAUACUCGCAGGAAUGAUGGAUAAUUAACUUAUACAUUAACUUUCACACAUCUAGAUGGCCGGGCAGGUUGGGUGUGGAGCCAGCAGACAGCAGGGGUUCAAACUGGAGAAUCCAGUUCCUAUAUUUAAAUAGAACAAUAACAAUUUAAUGUAUCAAAUAAAACUAUGCUACAUUUUUAUCUCUGGCUGUGGUAAGUUUUUGUUGUUGUUAUGCAUUCUCCUCAA
Molecule: messenger RNA, 3035 nt
Organism: Oncorhynchus masou masou (cherry salmon)
Lineage: Eukaryota; Metazoa; Chordata; Actinopteri; Salmoniformes; Salmonidae
Product: zinc finger protein 345-like
Exons: 3
Coding region: 110-2086 (658 amino acids)
Biological process (GO): regulation of transcription by RNA polymerase II
Cellular component (GO): nucleus
Molecular function (GO): DNA-binding transcription activator activity, RNA polymerase II-specific; RNA polymerase II cis-regulatory region sequence-specific DNA binding
Source: RefSeq, a predicted model, not a curated record